Molecule: messenger RNA, 1100 nt
Organism: Panicum hallii
Lineage: Eukaryota; Viridiplantae; Streptophyta; Magnoliopsida; Poales; Poaceae
Exons: 5
Coding region: 4-825 (273 amino acids)
Biological process (GO): regulation of growth; gravitropism
Source: RefSeq, a predicted model, not a curated record
UGGAUGCAGAACCGCUUCAAUGGUAAACAAGAGAAGAGACGAUCCGAGGCCGGCGUCGGGAACUCGGCUCGCGAUGUCCCUGCUGUCCGAGAGAGCUGCCGCACAGAACACGCUCGCGAGGAGAAGAGCCCUAACGGCGACUGGCCGCAGGGCCUCCUCUCCAUCGGGACGCUCGGGGACGAGUCACCGCCGGAUGGGGGCCCGCGCGCGUCACAGGCGGCCGACGUGCCGGACUUCAGCAUCGAGGAGGUGAAGAAGCUGCAGGACGCGCUGAACAAGCUGCUCCGGCGCGCCAAGUCCAAGUCCAGCUCCCGCGGCUCGGGCGCCACGGACGAGGAUCGCGCCAGCCAGCUGCCGCUCGACCGGUUCCUCAACUGCCCCUCCAGCCUCGAGGUGGAUCGCCGGAUCUCCCUGAGGCACGCGGCGGGCGACGGCGGCGAGUUCUCGCCGGACACGCAGAUCAUACUGAGCAAGGCCAGGGACCUCCUCGUCAGCAGCAACGGCGCCGCCAUCAAGCACAAGUCCUUCAAGUUCCUCCUCAAGAAGAUGUUCGCCUGCCGCGGCGGCUUCGGGCCUGCGCCGAGCUUGAAGGAUCCAGUCGAAUCAAGAAUGGAGAAGUUGUUUAGGACGAUGCUGCAGAAGAAGAUGAGUGCUCGGCCGAGCAAUGCCAACGCAGCGUCAUCGAGGAAGUACUAUCUGGAGGACAAACCAAGUGGGAGGAGGAUGAUAAGAGACCGUCGUCAUGAAGAAGAGGACGACGACAAGGGCUCCGAUAGCUUUAAGUGGGACAAAACUGAUACAGACUUCAUUGUUCUGGAGAUUUAGAGCGGCAUGAGUCUAAGGUCAUUAUGGUGUUCAACGUGCUUGUAUGUGAUGUUCAUGACGCGGCGGAGAAUUCCCAUUAGUGUGGUGCCACAAUAAUCCCUAUUGGAGAGGGUUCAGUUGAACGGCGAUGAUUCGAUCAGACAGCAGGGUGUACUACUGAAUGAAGAUCACAAUCCAAACGUUGGCGGGCUUGUUCAAGCGCAGCACUUGAGCUAGCUGUUCAUAGGAAGAUUUUUGAGCCGUGUUCCACUUUCCUUUUCUUUCUAAUCUCCAGA